AUGCGAAAAAUGCGAAAAAUGCGAAAAAUGCGAAAAUAUAAAGAUAGGAAAAAUGGGCAAUGGGUAAACAUGGGAAUGGGAAGGUGGAGAAUGGAGAAAUGGGGUGAAUGGGGAGAUAGGAGGAGGACGGGAGGAUGGGAGAACAGGAGAAUGGGAGAACAGGAGAAUGGGAGAACGGGAGAUAGGAAAGCAGAAAAUAGGACAGAGACACGGGAGAAUUUUUUGGGAAGGGCAAGAGUCAACAGCAAGACACAAACAGUGAGACUGAAGUUUACCUGGGACACUGGCUUGCAUCCCGCUGGCCGAGUACUGGAGCUCGCGGCACAGUCUCUGCUUCUCGCUGUCAGCCGCGCUCAAGUCAACGAACCAACAAAUGGACCAUUCUUGCUCAAAUUACAUGCCAAUGAGGAUAUUAACGAGGCCAUCAAGCGGUACCGUGAAUCACUUCGGAUCGAAGAUGUUGAGGAGGCCAUUGGGUUCUGCCAGGAAGCACUGGCGGUUUUGCCACCACUCCACCCCGAAAGGCACUACUCCCACUUCAGGAUACACGAGGCAUAUAUGUCUCGUUACCGGGUGCAGCAUAAACCUGCUGAUUUAUCACUCGCAGUGGAGAACUUCAGACUGGCAUCAAAGCACCCUACUCAAGGCUUUCCAGCCCGUAUUCUUCAGGCCGGAGAGGUACAGUCAUGCAUCAAGUCUCUGCCGCUCUCUAAGCUCCGCCACUAUGUCGACGCAUACAAUAUCCCCGUCAAAGGCCGUAUCGACAAGAAUGACCUCGUGGAUUCCAUCAUUGCUGCGAAGUCUAUCCCACUAUAUCCUUGUAUCGCUGACUUCUUCCAGACACCAUCAGACACCCGUCCUCCGCCCCCAACUCAGCAACAAACAUCCACAUCACCACCCGAUUUCCCCCAUCCUGACCUUGAACCACAGCCAGCAUCAUACACAACGUAUACCCCCGAGCCCCCUAGACGGCGCCAGACCACACCUGCGCGGCCCCCGUCUCCUCCACCUCCAUCUCUACCACAAACGCCCCCUCGACCAGCGCCUCCUUCCACUCUACGCCCAUCUCCAGCGGCCAACGCUAGCCCGCCUCCUGCGCGUUCAUCGACUUUACCUCGCUCAGCACCUCAGCCCUCCAUGCCACCCACGCCUCAACCCCCAUCACCACUCUCUACCUUACUGGCAAUGUCCCCAUCAUCCCUCUCGCGUUUACCUAUCCACAUGCUGAAACAGAUACUGUUCGAGGCACGCGUACGCCUUCCCACUGAUAUCCUUGAGAAAGGAGAACUCGUGGCGCGCGUCAGUACUUGGCUGGAUGAGGAGAGAGCGGCAGCAGAGGAAAGGGAUAGGAUAGAGAGGGAGGAGAGGGAACAAGAGGAAUGGGAACGGCGGGAUAGAGAGAGGGCAGCGGAAAGUUCAGCCGUGGAGGCAGACGCAGAAGACGCCCAUGUGCAUGGGCCAGAAGACCCUGCCGAGAAUGUCGAGAUGCAUGACGAGUCCCAGCACCAUCAUUCCCCAUCUUCCUCAUCACCUCAACCCAGUUCUCCUCCCAGGACGACAUACACGGAACGUUCGGGUUUAUGUGUGACAUGUCAGGAUCAGGAGGCAAAUAUCGUGAUCGUGGAUUGCGGACAUUUGUCCACGUGCCGUACCUGCUCAGAACUAGUCCUCGCCUCAUCUCGCGAGUGUCCGCUCUGUCGUACUCGCAUCGUCACAGAGGCACGACUUUUACGGAUAUUCAAGACGUAGGCAUGGGGAACGACGAACUUUUUUUGUCAUUGCGCAUGCACAGAGGCUGCAAUUGUAGAUCAUGCCCAGCCAUAUGCAUGCUGUCCUAGUCUGUAUUUCUUUGCGUGGUUAAGGUAUAGAGAUAAGUUCCGAGUGGGACUUACGCUCGUCUGUAACUAAUAAUCUAACAUCAUGAACUCAUCUCGUCACGGUUGUGCUAAUUUCCUACCAUCUUAAGUUCAAGCCCAACCCGCCAGUCUGUCAUCAAUCU
Molecule: messenger RNA, 1999 nt
Organism: Suillus paluster
Lineage: Eukaryota; Fungi; Basidiomycota; Agaricomycetes; Boletales; Suillaceae
Exons: 6
Coding region: 1-1749 (582 amino acids)
Biological process (GO): protein ubiquitination; ubiquitin-dependent protein catabolic process
Molecular function (GO): ubiquitin protein ligase activity
Source: RefSeq, a predicted model, not a curated record